GGGUGUUUACGGGUUAUUGAAGCAUCAUAGGAGCCUAUCGUUCAUGUGUCAGUUUGCAAUCACUGACCCAAAUUCUAAGCAUCUCAAAACCGAGUCAGUCAUUGCUUUGGUUGAGCCUCUACACAGAAUUCCAAUCCACCCAAUUUCAUCUGCUCGACCGCGCGCAAUAAUCUUCGCAGAAAGCCACUCCGUUUUCUGGGGCACAAGCAGCCACCACACAAUGUCCUGCUAUCGAUCGAUAUGUUCCGCUCGGUUGAACGUGCCUCCGAUGCAACCGACACCAUUCGCAAAUCAGCAUCAAUUAAGCUUGACCACCUGGGCCGGGCUGCCGGUCGGUGGCUUUCUGCAUCAGUUCGAGACCCGAUUGAACAGUUCCUGGCGGUCUGCUCAGUUCAUCAAGUGGUACGCCGUGCUGAUCAACGUUGUGGAAGCGUGCUUUGCGAUACACGAGCUAACGGAGCGGAAGCGCAUCGGUAGCGCUGCUAGAGGCGGAAAUGGAGCGGCCAUGGGAGCCGGCGGCCGGUUCCGGAACAUUAGCAGGAAUAUGCAUUUUAUGAUGGAGAUGAUCAUGGUGCAGACCAAUGGAUUGGCCAUUUACGGAUUGCUGAAGCCCAACACCAUGCUCCUGCUGCCCUACAUUGUGCUCCACGUCGUCACGCUGCUACUGGAGUUGAACUAUUUCAUAACUCGGACCGCCCUCGGUUGGACCUGGAACGGGCAACCAAGUACGGCACACUCAACGUCAUCAUCAUCAUCACAAUCCUGGAAGCCAAAAUGCGGAACGACGUCCCUGUCGAUGCUGGUUUUUGUCGCAUUUAAUUUGCUGAUAAUGAUCGGAGCAAAAUUUGCCACCACCAUGCGCCCGGACUCGUAGUGUCCCGCGGGUCGUCCUGUCCUGUCGCGCCUGUUUUAUAGAGGUACGUGACCGGGAAGCCAGGAUGGCACUUUUGCCUAUCUUACUUGUGCCAGCGGAACUCAUCCACUUUUGGCAUCGCUAAAUGGACACCCGUGCAGCAAAAUGAAUGAGCCGGAGAGUGUUAUAGUGUGGCUUCUGACAGAUUCGGCCU
Aedes albopictus (Asian tiger mosquito) is the source of this 1067-nucleotide messenger RNA. RefSeq lists its product as uncharacterized. The transcript is spliced from 3 exons. Lineage: Eukaryota; Metazoa; Arthropoda; Insecta; Diptera; Culicidae. The record is from RefSeq and is a predicted model, not a curated record. The coding region runs from base 44 to 874 and encodes 276 amino acids.